CUGUAAUGAAAUUUGCACCGGGGUUACGUCAGUCACUUGACGAUAGAGUGUACUUUAUGAUUGACGGUUACUGGAGAUAAGAGCACUGAUAUAAAUUAAAAAGUAACAGCACAAUGUCUCAGCAUGCUUUGCUCUCACUGGGGACCUACGGAUGGCGCUGCCUGUCCUGCUCCAAGACUGAACUUCGCCUGGACCUGACAUUAGACUGUGGGCAAACAUUCAGAUGGUGCAAGACAGGAAGAGGCCACUGGACAGGAGUGAUGGGGGGACGAGUUUGGACUCUAACUCAAACAGAGACCCAUUUGUGGUACUAUGUGUACAGACGCCAGGGGGAUCUGGAUCUCAGUGACGGACGGAAAAGGAAAAACCCGGACAACUCGCAACGGUCAGGGAAGAAAUUGAAAGAAAUAGUUAAAGUGAAGGAAGAGAAAGAGGAUGUACCAAGUAUCUCUAUGUUGACCCCUGAGCAGGAUGAUAGAGACGAGGAGGUGCUGAGAGACUAUUUCCAGUUGAGCGUUAAACUGGAGGACUUGUACAAAAAGUGGUGUGAUGCAGAUCCACAUUUCAGCCGCAUAAGCAACAACUUCCCAGGAGUGCGCAAGGUGCGCCUGGACCCUGUGGAGUGUUUAUUCUCGUUCAUCUGCAGCUCGAAUAAUAACAUCUCUCGGAUUCACACAAUGGUCGAGAGUUUGUGUAGGACAUUCGGGACAUACCUUUGCAAGCUCGAUGACAAAGACUAUUAUAGCUUCCCCUCAAUCGAGAAAUUAGCAGAGAGUAAUGUCAAGACACAGCUAGAUGAAUUGAGUUUUGGCUACCGAGCUAAUUAUGUACAGAAAAGCGCGCAAGAGAUUAUGAGGUCCCCCAAUCCUGAUUGGCUCCAUUCACUCCGGAACCGCUCCUACGAAGAGGCCAAAACUGAUCUCAUUAAACUUCCUGGAGUGGGCCGAAAGGUGGCUGACUGUGUGUGCUUAAUGUCACUGGACAAGCCUGGAGCCGUCCCUAUAGAUACACACGUAAGGCAAAUUGCAAAGCGCGACUAUGGCUUUGUUCCAGAGAAAGGACAGAAGACUCUGACCGAUAAAGUCUAUAACGAGAUUGGGAAUUUCUUCAGAGAACUUUGGGGAUCACAUGCAGGCUGGGCUCAGUCUGUUUUGUUCUGUGCUGAUCUAAAGAAGUUUCAAAAACUGAAAGAAAUCCAGACUAUAAAAGAAGAAAAGAGUGUGAUUGUGAAAAAGGAAGAAGACUAAGAUCAGUCCUUGUGCUGGACAGUUUUCUUUUGAUGGGAAGAAAAUUCCCAGGGAUAAAAUCAGGUUUUUACUAUCAGUGACUGCUUGUGUUGGCAGAAAGCGCAAAUGCUAUCUAUUGUAUUUUGGUGUAUUUCAGACUUUAGCUUAGAAAGGAAAUUCAAUCACUACAGAGCGUGCAUGUGUACCACAAUGAGGCUGACAUCUACAGUUUAGCUUGACUCCUUGCUACAAAAGUUAAGCAAAAACCUGUAAACUGAAUUUGUCUUUUUUUUUCAUCAAAAGAAACAACCAUUUGUAAAAGCAGAUAUGCUGAAAAAGAAAGUAUACAAAAAGAAAGAAGGUAACUGUUACUAUUGCUUUCUGUUGGCAACAGCCAAGUGAAGCCUCAUGUCUUGUGGGCAAAAAAAAGGCAUUACUUAAUAAUUAUGUAAAAAUGUUUACACUGGACUUUUUCUUUAUGAUUACUUUUACUUUUUUUGCUAUUGUUUAGUGCACAGGAAGUGGGAAAAACUAAUUAGUGAACUAUCAUUAUUCUUACACUCUCUCCUAAAUCUCUCCUGACAGAACCAACAUAAUUUAUAAAACUUAAACACUACGUUGGUUAUGUAAACUUUCUCAUGUCUUUAUUCCCCAUAAAACAAACCACUCAUUGCUCUUCCUGAUUCCUUAUGUUGUAACACUUUCUAUGGUCUGUAUCCUGGCAAAUAUACAUGAAAAUACCUUGUGUCUACUAGAACCCUUUUGUUUAACUAGAAAAUGCUAAUUUAUUUCCUAUUGUUUGUCUGUCUGCGGGUCUCUUUAUAACUUACAUAUUAAAAACUGGUUCUUUUAAUGUAUGGAAAUGUACAGUAACUUACAUACUGUAGGGCACCUUGACCAAAAGUUAAAAUAUGUUCUCUUUGUUGAUAAUAAACAGAGAUCUUACAGA
Messenger RNA from Clarias gariepinus (North African catfish), 2175 nucleotides. RefSeq names its product 8-oxoguanine DNA glycosylase (gene ogg1). The transcript is spliced from 8 exons. Lineage: Eukaryota; Metazoa; Chordata; Actinopteri; Siluriformes; Clariidae. Gene Ontology annotation, molecular function: damaged DNA binding; 8-oxo-7,8-dihydroguanine DNA N-glycosylase activity. The record is from RefSeq and is a predicted model, not a curated record. Gene Ontology annotation, cellular component: nucleus. Bases 114 to 1247 code for a protein of 377 amino acids. Gene Ontology annotation, biological process: base-excision repair, AP site formation; base-excision repair; nucleotide-excision repair.